Messenger RNA from Glarea lozoyensis ATCC 20868, 1575 nucleotides. RefSeq lists its product as uncharacterized. The record is from RefSeq and is a predicted model, not a curated record. Gene Ontology annotation, biological process: malate transmembrane transport. The coding region runs from base 1 to 1575 and encodes 524 amino acids. Lineage: Eukaryota; Fungi; Ascomycota; Leotiomycetes; Helotiales; Helotiaceae. Gene Ontology annotation, molecular function: malate transmembrane transporter activity. The transcript is spliced from 7 exons. Gene Ontology annotation, cellular component: membrane.
AUGGCCAUCUCCAAUGUCGGUUCGCUCGUUCUCAAUCUCAUUAUCUUCCUCACCACACUGGUCAAUUUCAACAACACGCUCACCGGUCUGGACUCGAGCACAAUCUUCGUGCUCCGGUUGACCGAUGUCCCCAUUGCAAACGGAUACGAAUCUCCACGACCUCAAUUUUUGACAAACGGUGACAACAUAAAUCUCAACGGCAGCCAUGCCAAUUUAGAUGGGGACAGUAGAUAUAGAGGACAUGGGGAAGGGAAUAUCAGUGGUCAAGUCCAAGGAAACGAUGCGCAGGCUCUACAAGAUGAUACGAGCCUGACGGAGCUGGGGCAGCAAAGUGAUGAAGAGGCUACCAAGAAGAAAUAUGGAAUUAGAGAUCGCAUUGGCUGUUUUACAUGGACGUGGUUCACAAUGACGAUGGCCACCGGUGGGAUAGCAAAUGUUCUUCACACGAUCCCUUACAGAUCCGAAUGGCUCCGUGUACUUGGCGUGAUCGUGUUUCUUUUUAAUAUUAUACUCUUCUUAUUCAUUUGUUCCCUUAUCAGUCUCCGAUUCCGCUGGAAUCCUGGCUCGUUUCGAAGCUCGUUCAUAAGUCCAUCAGAAUGUCUGUUCAUACCGGCUUGUGUAGUAUCCGUUGGAACCAUCCUUAUCAACAUGGCUCAAUACGGAUUGCCUCGUACAGGGCCGUGGUUUCAUACAGUAAUGCAAGUCUGCUUCUGGGGUUACGCUUCUAUCAGCUUUAUUGCUAGUUCUGGCAUGUACUUAAUAAUCUGGUCAACACAGGAAUUUCCGAUACAUACCAUGACUCCCAUAUGGAUUUUUCCAGCUUAUCCGGCCCUCUUACUUGCUCCACUGGCUUCGAACAUUAUAUCCUCUCUCCCCGAUGAUGCAUCCGCAGAGCGAAUUAACUCGAUUGCCAUUGCUUAUGGUGCAGUGUGUGUUCAAGGUACUGGCUUUAUGGUCAGCCUGAUGAUAUAUAGUGCAUUUAUUUACCGACUUAUGACGCAGAAGCUUCCUCGAGAGAAUCGUCGCCCUGGAAUGUUCGUCUCCGUCGGACCAAGUGGCUUCACAGUUUCGGGCCUUGUCAAUCUUGGGUUGGUUGUGAAUCGAAUUUUCCCAGAGAGCUACAUGGGGCAUUCGGGUGGUGCAAGGUUAAUCUUCCGUAUUUUUUCGCUCAUGGCGGGACUCUGGAUUUACGGCUUGUGCAUUUGGUUCUUCCUUGUCAGUAUUGGGGCACACUUGCAGGUUAUGAAGCCAAAUGAUGCGGAACACCAUAUCCAUUUCGAUAUGACUUGGUAUUCCUUCGUUUUCCCUAAUACGGCUUUGAUCACGGCUACCUUUGCGGUCGGCGAAUCCCUGAAUUCUCAUGCUAUUAGGAUCAUUGGGACUGUCUUGUCCGGCUUGCUAGUGUGUCUCUGGAUUUUUAUAUUCUAUAUGAUGAUACGAGCCCUGGUUUUCAAGAAGAUUCUAUGGCCUGGCAGACUUGACGGCUCCGAAAUUUCAUGGAGAAAGUGGAUUUCUGGUGGCCUAGCUGUGACGGAAGAAAAGACCUCGAGAGGCAGUGACAAUACUAACGUAUAA